This is a messenger RNA of Oncorhynchus nerka (sockeye salmon), 3754 nucleotides long. RefSeq names its product kelch repeat and BTB (POZ) domain containing 12 (gene kbtbd12). The coding region runs from base 291 to 2159 and encodes 622 amino acids. Gene Ontology annotation, molecular function: protein binding. The record is from RefSeq and is a predicted model, not a curated record. Lineage: Eukaryota; Metazoa; Chordata; Actinopteri; Salmoniformes; Salmonidae. The transcript is spliced from 6 exons.
GGGAGGGUAAACAGUACUGUGUUUCAGAGGGGAUAGCUAGGCCGCCUGUCUUUCUCUGACCCUAAUUCCAGAUGCAUUCAGCCACAUUAACCACAACUCCUGCAGCCUGGCUGGCUGAGGAACAUGACGGUCUACUGGAAUUGGAGGAUUCCCACUGAAUGAUAAAGAACCUCCUUGUUUACACUGCCACUUAGUGAUAUUUAUUUAUACUUUAUGUAUUUCUAUUCUAUUUCGAUUUUUAUUCAUUUUUUUCUGUGUUGUUAAUACUCCUGAAUAGACAUUCAAUCCAAAUGGAUCUGAGAGCUAAACACAGUCUGGGUCUUCUGGACCAGCUGAGGAAGAUGAGGGAGACAGAGAAGCUGACAGAUGUGGUGUUAGUGGCUGAGGGCAUCAGCUUCCCCUGCCACCGCGUGGUCCUCUCAGCUUUCAGCCCUUACUUCCGGGUUAUGUUCACCUGCGGCCUGCGGGAGUGUAGUACUAGGGAAGUGUUUUUGCGUGACACCCCAGCCGAUAGCCUGGGUCUAUUGUUAAACUACAUGUAUUGUUCUGAGCUCCCGCUCAACAACACCAAUGUACAGGGGGUCUCGGUCGCUGCCUUCCUCCUGCAGAUGGACGAGGUGUUCAACCACUGCCAGAGCCACAUGAGGGAGAACAUGGACGCCUCCAACUGCCUCGGGGUGUACUACUUUUCCCGCGACCUGGGAGCCGAGGAGCUGGCCGACCAUGCCCAGAGAUACUUGCGGACGCACUUCGUUCAGGUGUGUAUGAGCGAGGAGAUUCUGGAACUAGAGGCCCACCAACUGGGGGCGCUGCUGAGCUCCGACGACCUCAACGUGUCGCGGGAGGAGACCAUCCUGGACGUGGUGCUGCGCUGGGUCAGGCAGGACACUCCGGGGGAUGGGGUGGAGGACAGGCGGAGUAGACACCUGGUUGAGCUCCUGAGGAAGGUGCGUCUCGCCUUGGUGGCCCCUGACUACUUGAGGGAGGCUAUGAAGAGGAAUAUGUCUCUGUUGGCGGAUGCAGAGUGUCUGGAGAUGAUGGAGGGGGCACUGGAGGCCACAGGAAUGCAUCCGGCCUCCUCACCCCGUAAACUGAAGCUCCGCUAUGGGAUGGAGACCACGGAUCUGCUGCUCUGCAUCGGCAACGAGGGUGGAGGGAUCCGAUCACGCUAUGGAAAUUAUUCGGAACGUAGCUUCUGCUACGCUCCCUCCACGGGCCGCACCCACUACAUCACGUCCCCACGCUACGGAGACGUUCUGGGAUUCGUGUGUGCAGGGGUCGUCACCGAAGGCAACGAGAUUGUGGUGGCCGGGGAGGCAGGGGUGAGGAAAAUGGCCAGGCAGACGAACAGGAAUGUGGAGAUAUUCAGGCACAGGGUGGAGGCCCAGGGAACCUGGGAGCACCUGAGCUCAGCAGAGUACCGAGACUCGUACGCUCUGGGGGCGCUGGGUGAUACUAUUUACCUGCUGGGAGGCCAGAUGAAGCAGAAGAACCAGUACCUCAUCACCAACUCUGUGGAGCGCUGGUCCCUGCAGGGUGGGCCCUGGCAUAGCGCCGCCCCGCUACCCAUUCCGCUGGCCUAUCACAGCGUGGUCCGACUGAAGAACCGCCUCUACGUGCUCGGGGGUCGAACUCCACAGUCCUGGCGGAUGGACGACGAGCCAGACCGCUUGAGCAACCGUCUGCUGGAGUACGACCCUGAGACAAACAAGUGGACAGAGCUUGGUCCCAUGAAGUACUCCAAGUACCGCUGUGGUGCUGUGGCACUCAAUGGAGAGAUCUACGUGAUGGGAGGUAUCGGCUGUGAGGGGGUCGAUCAUGGGCAGUCCCGUCGUUGCCUUGAUGCUGUGGAAAUCUACAACCCUGAUGGAAACUUCUGGAGGGAUGGGCCUACUAUGCCUUCACCACAGCUAUCCCUACGCAGCAAUGCCUCCAACGCCGCGGUGGUGGGGGGCAAGCUUUAUGUCUGUGGAUACUACAAGGGGGCGGAUCGUCAUGAAGACAUAAUCAAGGACAUCCUGGAACUAGACCCGUGGGAGAACCGCUGGACCGUUGUGGCCCACCGCGUUCUGAUGCAUGAUGCCUACGACGUCUGCUUGGUGGCAAGCCUCAAUCCACGGGAGCUCAUGUCUCCCCCGGCAGACCUAGUAACUCAGUGACGUUCACCUGCCCUAAGGUCUAAUCUUCUUAGCUAAGAGUACCGUGGGCUACAAUUAUGUAUUCUGAAAGAUGAUCAUAUUGAGCAACAAGACCUUUCUUUCUGCUGCUGUGGGCCAGGAGUCAAAAUGCAGUAGUGCUGGCUAAUCCUGGUGGUGCUUGUUGACAGACAUUGCGCAGUUGGUGUUUAAAAGCCCUGACCUGAGUGGGGCACUGCACAAAAUAACACUCUACCCUUGUCUUGAACUGUAUAUGACCUACCGAGUUGCACAUUUAGAAGUAAACAUUGUAUCUGAAUAUCAUACCUUAGUGGGUUUUGUGACACUGAAAUAUAGCUUGUAAAUACAAUUGUUUUGCGAUUUAAUUUUUUAUGUUGCUGUAAAAUGCCUCUGCCUCAUCUUUGGAAUACUGGAAAGAAAACCAGACAGGUCCUUCACAAUCAAGUUAUUUUAUAUCAAUUUUCCAUUUUGCUCUUUACAUUUGUUCAAGAUUAUAUUUUUGUCAUGCAAAUAAGACUUACAUUAAAUUGAGUCUUUGCUCAGGCGUAAACAUGUGUUUGUGGAGCUAGUGUACUAGAAUUGCAGAAAGAGGUGAUGAGAGAGAGGAUUCUACACGUGGCACUGGCACGUGUUGGCUUAGUUAUGUGUUGCCCUUCUCCUGUAUGCCAACAGAAGAGAUGGCCCUUAAUUAAACGCUAUAAAAACCUCCAAAACCCCCAGUUAUACCGUCAUGUAGAAAGUUGUAUUGGUAAUAUAGCAGAAAGUGUAAUAAUGCCUGGCACCCUCGUGGUUGACUUUAACACCAUCAGACUUUUACUUAUAAAUAUGAUCUGACAAUUACUUUCCUCUUUUCAUCCCGUAUUCUUUUGUGGGCAUGAUUUCUGUUAUCCCACAAUUUGCCCCAAAAUGUACUCAGAAACAGUAGCUCAUUCAUUUGUAGUUUAAUCUUAAUGGGAAAGUCUGAUGUAACAUUAACAGUGUAAAGGGUUUUGAAAACACUAAAACACAAACAUAGGGAAUCGAUGAAAAAGUACAUUUUUGAUGGUGAAUUUUGUUGUCAAAACCAAUUACAUUGAGAUCAACCAAACACAACAACAGCUUGUCAAACCAACUCCCUCCUCAAUACCUCCCUACACUGACAUCCUGAUUCCCCUUCAGACAUCAGUCAGAAUCACAGUUCAUGUCAAACAGCUGCCAUAAGCCUCUGUUUCUCUCUGAGACAGCCUGGGGCUCAGGUGGCGAUGGGGUCUUUUCCCAGGCGGGCCUGGCGUUGUUCCCUGUGGAACCGCACACAGAGCUGUUACUUUCCUGGGACCACAAGCUGAAAGGGUUGCGAUAGCCUCCGGUGGCUUUGUUAGACUUCUUCUCUUUGUCCUGCUGUCGUUUCUGAGCUUCUGGUAUGAGUGUGUCCAUCUCCAUCCUGUUGGGAUCAUGCUGCUCCUUGCUAGUCGAUCCAGCUCCCUGCUUCCUUUGGUUUUUGAGGGGCUGUCGGUUCUCAUCCCCACCCCUGCCCACUAAUCGACCGUUACUCCUGGUCUGUCGUGGCAUUAGUGCCCUCCUCCUGCUUCUGAAUGGCUGUUUCCUCUGUCCCUGGCCUC